Messenger RNA from Acytostelium subglobosum LB1, 492 nucleotides. RefSeq lists its product as hypothetical. The record is from RefSeq and is a predicted model, not a curated record. The transcript has a single exon. Bases 1 to 492 code for a protein of 163 amino acids. Lineage: Eukaryota; Evosea; Eumycetozoa; Acytosteliales; Acytosteliaceae.
AUGUCUUUGAGUUUAUCAAGUUUCUCAUCGGGUGCCAUCAUCAGUGACGAUGAUGAUGUGGACGAUGGUGUGCCUGAGCCCAGUUGCGCACUACCAUUAGCCAAUGACACCAAAUUACUCAGACUAUUACUGCUACUCAUUGUUGGAGUUGUGGAUAGUGCCGGUGUCGAUGUGUUUGAUAGUGGCGUGCGAGGUGCAGGCGUCGAUGGAAGCGAAGGCGAAUGUGAAGCCGAGGUCGAGGGCGAUGUUGAACCUGUUGUACCCAUGCUGCUGCUGGAUGUCUGUGACGUGGAGUGUGAAGUGGCCAUUGGUUUGGAUGUGGGAUGCAGGGGCGGUGAUCGGGUGGGUGGAGAAGAUGUAUUUGGCGAAGCAGAGGUCGUGCCAGGUGAGGAAGCACCUGACUUUGUGACGGGUGGUCCCUGGGGCUUGGGUGGGGGUGGCGACGACUGUGAAGUAUUAUUAUUGUUGUUGUUGGACAACAACGAUGUUUGA